Molecule: messenger RNA, 5977 nt
Organism: Cavia porcellus (domestic guinea pig)
Lineage: Eukaryota; Metazoa; Chordata; Mammalia; Rodentia; Caviidae
Gene: Btbd6
Product: BTB domain containing 6
Exons: 3
Coding region: 297-977 (226 amino acids)
Biological process (GO): neurogenesis
Cellular component (GO): cytosol
Molecular function (GO): protein binding
Source: RefSeq, a predicted model, not a curated record
AACAAGUCCGGAGACUAGAACCCCAACAAGGAGGCCGAAACGCUCCCGCCCCUCCCGGCCAAGACGACUGGGCGGAGCAGCGGAGGGCGGGGCGUAGUGAACGCUCCGUGACGUCACCAGACGCGCCGGCGCGGCGAAGGGUACCCGCAGGGAGGUUGGAACGGCGCCCCCAGCGGCCGGCCGGGGCUGUAGGCAUCUGGCUCCGUGCGGGGCGAGCGGCCCCUGCGGGCUGGGGCUGAGACGCGGGCUGGGGCUGAGACCCGGGCCGGGCUGGAGCCAGGGUGCGGGCGGGCCCCAUGCUGCUGCCGUUGGCCUGCUUGCACGGGCGGGUGGCGCAGUGCCUGACUUCGCUGCUGGUGCUCGCAGAGCCGCUCCCUCGGCCCCGGCGCGGCGGGAGGGCGCGCGGCACGGCGCCGACCUGCGCAGAGGUCCCCGCCGCCGCGCCCGGAAAGAUGGCUGCGGAACUGUACCCACCCGCCGCUGCCGCCGCCGCCGCCGCCGCCGCCGCCGCCGCCAGCGACCUAGCCAACAGUAACGCUGCGGACUCGACAGCGGGCAGGAAGGCAGGCCCGCGCAGCCCGCCGCGCCCUGCGCCCGCGCCGCCACCGCCCGCACCCGCGCCGCCCGCUCCUGACAACAACAACGCGGAGAGCCCGCACUGGCAGGCCUUCCACCCCACGCUCCGUGAGCGGAACGCGCUUAUGUUCAACAACGAGCUCAUGGCCGACGUCCACUUCGUUGUGGGCCCCCCGGGAGCCGCCCAGCGGGUGCCAGCCCACAAGUAUGUGCUGGCCGUCGGCAGCUCUGUCUUCUAUGCGAUGUUCUACGGGGAUCUUGCGGAAGUCAAGUCCGAAAUCCACAUUCCGGACGUGGAGCCUGCCGCAUUCCUAGUCUUGCUAAAAGUAUCUCCCAAGAUCUGCGCCAUGUUGGAACUUAAAACACUGGGAAACCAAGCAACCAGCUCACCUCCCUGGUAAGUGGCUGUGGCUCAGGCAAGCUGCGGCCGCAGCAGGGCAAGAACCACCCAGCGUCUCCCAAGAUCUGCACCGUGCUGGAACUUAGGGCGCUGGGAAACCAAGCAACCAGCUCACAUCCCUGGUAUGCAGCCAUGAGCCUCUACCAGUGUGUGGACUGAGAAUCAAAGAUCUUAUCCCCUGCCACCCCCGCCCCCUCCCCUGCUAGCAAAUGGGAGCCAGAGAUCUGAGUAUCUCUUGGCAGGUUGACUAUAUGCAAUGUAGCAAAUAAGGGGGAUUUUCUUCUACCAUCUCUUUGAAGGCAAAUAUUUUAUCACUGUUUUGCUUUGUACUGAUUAAUGGUAUUGCUCUAUUAAAUAUUCUGCUUUGAUAAGUUCUAUAAUGUUCUGUAUUUUGUUUGAUUUUGCUAUACCUGAUUGAAAGAACAACUACUGUGAAGAUAAUUGUACCUAUUACUGUUAUCCCGGUAACCUGCUAUGAAGUUCUGUACUCAUUUCAGAAUACUGUCUCAAUUAGCUUUGUUCCAUCUUGUUCUGUUGUAUUUUACUACCUUCAAAAUAAUAAAAUCUAAUCACAGACAAAAUGACUAUUAAUCUGGAGGAACUCACAAAAUUAUUAUACCUCGUAGGUUACCAUCUCAACUGGAUCUAUAGACUCAAUGUAAUCCUAACCCAAUCUGGGCAGGUUUUCCUUAGAAAAAUCAACAGCUGAUUUUACAUUCAAUCUAUGUUGACAUGCAAAGGAACCAGAAUAGUAAAGACAGUGUCAAAGAACAGUAGAAGAGAGAAACAUCUACUGCCAGACUUCAAGACCUAUGAAGGAAAGAGCACAGUAAGUGAUCCAGACAAGAAGGCACCCGAGGGCAGACAGACCCACUUUGGCCAAGGCCACACAGUGGAAGGAUGGUGUUCCUGUUAAAUGACCUAGGGCUCGGCAGCGGCAUAAGCGCCUGCCUGGCAAGGUCAUGAGUUCAAUCCCCAGUACUGGAAAACAAAACAAAACAAAAAAAAGUUCUAGGGGCUGGAUAUUCACACUGAAGACAACGAACAUUCAACUCUGCUUCCCACCAUACAUAAGAACUAGCUUCAGCUGAGCAUAGGGGUGCAUGUCUGAAAUGCCAGUCCUCAGGAAACUAAAGCAGGAAGAUCAUGAUGAGUCUGAGGCCAGCCUAGGGGAUUUCAAAGAUAGCCAGGCUUACAUAGACCUAAAUGUGAAUUUUAAAACAAAAUUUUCUUCAGAUUAAAACCCAGGAGAAUAACUUCAAAGUCUCAAAACCCUAUAAAUAACUGGCAGAUUAGGACCUUAUUAAAAUUAAGAAAUCUCUUGCUGGGCAGGGUGGUAUAUGCCUAUAACCCCAGCACUCAGGAGGCUGAGGCAGAAAGAUUACCAAGAGUCUGAAGUCAUCCUAGGCUACAUAGUGAGUUCAAUGCCAUUCUGAACUACAAAGUGAGCCCCUCUCUUAAAAGAUCCAAAAUUUAAAAAUAAAUAAAUCGAAUAAUUAAGGGCAAUAGUAAGAAAGUGAAAACAAAAGAAUACAGACUUGGGAAAAGUCCAACAAAAUAAGUACAUCCAAAAAGAGGCCUGUGCCAGGUGUGAUAGAGAACACCUGUAAUUCCAACAUUCAGGAGUCUGAGGCCAGCCUGGGAUACAUACCACCUUUUCCUGAAAAUAAGUCUUACAUUAAUUCUUGCUCCAAAAAGAUGCAAUAGGGCUUAUUUUCUGGGGAUAUCUUAUUUUUUCAUGUACAACAGUCUACUGAUGUACAAAAAAAUUUACUUAUGUACAAAAAAAUCUACAUUUACUGAUGUACAAAAAAAUCUACUUAUUCACGUACAGAAAUCCACACAUCCAAAUACAGUCACAUCAUCUUCUGUAACAGUUUCCUAACUCGAGCUUCUGGGAGAACAUGGUGGAUAGAUAACAGCAGCUAUGGAGGCUCUCUGAGAUAGCCAGCUUAGAAUCCAGGAAUGGUGCGGUGUGAGGAGUCCUAAGCAAGGGGACAUAUACCCUGCUGACCCAGGAAUGCAAUCCCAGUGCUAUAACCGGAACAGAUAAAAUCUCAGCAGCAAAGCUGGAACCUGCGCCUCUGGAAAGCAUGUUUUGAAUUUCCUGCCGCUGCUGCUGCUGCGUCUGAAUUGGCUGACAGGGACAGAGAUGCGAAAGCUCUGAAAGUGGGAAUCGGCGGAGUCAAGAGCAGGACUGGCGGGGAGCCCUGCAUCGAUCUGCAGUGAGUGAGAGAAACAGGGACCCUUCCAUAGACUAGGAGGCUCCAACAGAGGACAUUCUGGGACCAGGCAGACUAGCCGGAACAGGACGCUACAGUGACUUCAGUCGCAUAUUCCCCUCUCAAGCGGGAUUGGUGGGGAGUGCUUGGUCUAGGUGACAUGGCAGACUAAGACCCAAUAGGCUAGCCCAAACCAGGUCCCAGCGACUGGCAGUGCACCCUAGCAGUGAAGCCUUCAGUAGGUUGACCUGGAGGGGUGGGCCCAACAUAUGCUGCCCCGGUCUGUGUCUCCCUAGUACACUGCAGUGGGCGGGAACACCUAGCCAGCAGAUUCAAACAAAUUGUAACCAACAAAGAAAGAAACUGGGCCUCCUAUAUAUGCCUGUAUGGAAGGAACAAAAACUAUGAGAAGAGGAGGCAACAAGAAAGGGUCUUUGGCCCCCAAUCCUGAGAAUACUGAUCCAGGAAGGGUAAAUGCAAAGGAGAAUGAGGACAGAAAACAUGCAGUAUCAGACAUGGCACCAAUAGACAUAAAGCAAUUAUCUCCAGAGCCUCAUAGACAGUUCAAAAGUGAAGUAUUUAACGAAGUAAAGCAAGAUAUAAGUAGAAUAGUUAGAGAAAAAUGCUAAGCACCACCCAAGAAAAAACAGAUGGUGGAAUGGAAGAAAAGAAAAAAAGGGUAGAACUGUUUGAUGGAGAAAAUAGAGAAAACAUAGAAUACGUGAAGCAGGUUCAAAGAGAGUACCAGGAAACUAAAAACUCUAUUGAAAGCUGGCAUAACAGCUUGAAAGAAAUUAAGGAUAGAUUAUCUGAACUGGAGGACAGAUUUGUAAUGUGGGAGCAUGAAAUGAAAAACUUCUUAAAAAUAACAAAGAAACAAACAGCAAUAAUACAAAGACUAGAAGACGAUAAGAGGAUCUAUAACUUAAGAAUUAAGAACGUAAAAGAAGAAGUAGGGACACAAACAAAUGAACUACAAAGGCUAUUUACAGAAAUAAUCCAGGAGAAUUUCCCUAAUUUAGCAAAAGGUAAAGAUACUCAGAUGUAUGAGGCAUACAGGACUCCAGCCACCUACAACCCAAACCCAGGUACAUAAUAAUCAAAAUUCCAGAAAUCCAAUAUAAGAACAGAAUAUUAAAAGCCAUCAGAGACAAGAAACAGAUCAAGGGAACACCCAUCAGAAUUACAGCAGACUUCUCAGCACAAACCAUCAAAUCACAAAGAGCGUGGGGGGAAAUAAUUCAAGCUUUGAAAGAAAAUAACCUCCUGCGCCUGCCUUGCGAGCAGGCAGUCGUGAGUUCGAUCCCUGGUACCGAUAAAAAUGAAAAAGACAAAAAAAAAAAAAAAAAGAAAAUAACCUCCAGCCAAGAUUGAUAUAUCCUGCACAACUGUCCCUAGAAAUUGAUGGAAAACAAGGUGCUUCCAGGAUAAAGAGGAACUAAGAGAAUUUGCAACCACCAAUUCAACUCUACAGAGGAUACUGCAGAACAUUCUAAAAAAGAAAAAUACCAAGAUUCCAGAAACAGUGGCAGAGAGGCCACAAUGAAUGGAGCAGAAAGCGAAAUGAAGAAGACAAACUGACAACUAAUGACAGAAAAGGAGCUCAACAGAAAUAAGGCAGAGAAGGUUGGAUGGUAGGAAUAGCUAUUUUGGAAAAAACAGGACAUCAUAAUAGCUAGUGCUGAUUUAAUAACAUCUUGUUUUGAAGUCCCAUCAAGCUUUUGUUCUUCUGUCUCCAUCGGUCUUAACAUGUUAUAUCUUAUUGGAUUUUAUAUGUGAUAAUAUAAACAAAAACUUUUAUAGACAAGGAAAUUAUACAGAAACUAUUGUUCAUUUUCUGUUAGUUGGUUCUAAAUACCCUGUAAUACUGUCAUUCUCUUGAAUGGUUUUAUGCUACAGUAUACAAAGUUAUACUCAGAGAUUUCAAGGAAGGAGACACUAUGGUAACUAUUUUUAUGUCAGGAUAUCUUGUGGUGAAACACUAUUUUGCUUAAAUGUUUAUGUUCUGACCUGUGCUGUUUUGUUAUGUCCUCUUUUAUCUCAAUCUCCUUUUUUAAUUAUUUACCUUUUUAUUUUUAUCUUUUUAAUUAAGGGAAAAAAUAAAAAAUAGCAGAAUAUAUUAUAGUAACUUUUUUGAUUUCCUAUUAACUUGAUUUGAAACCCUCUAUUGCUCUCACCAUCUUGUUUUGACUGAUUUUCCUCUAUUCUGUUUUGCUUGAUAGUACCAACUUUGAGAGUAUAGGCAACUACUGUGAAGACAAUAAGAUUCACUAUGAUGCCCAUUCUGAAGUCCUGUAAUGUCUCCAAUGUUUUGGUUUUAUAGCUUUUGUUCUUUACUGUUUUGUUCAAUUUUAUUAUAACUGAUGAUAUAGGCAAUUCUUUUUAAGAUAGCAAGAGGCAUUAUGGUAACCAUUGUUGAUCACCUUGUAUUUUGUUUUUACAUUAUGUAUUAUGUCCAUCCUUUUGAUUUGACUAACUGUUUUGUUAUGUCACAUUUGGUUGUAUUCUCGUCAAAAAAAGUAAUAAGAACUGUGGGAGUAAUAAAACCCAAAAUGUGUAAUUGUCAUUGUACAAAAGAGAGGAAAAAAAAGUGCUCUAAAAGAUAUAACUCCAUGUAUAUUUAAGUAUAUAAGAUAGAUAACCAUGUUACUGAAUUUUGUUGGAUCACUGGACAGAACUGUUUGCAGUCUCACUGUUUGAAUGUCCACUGUAUAUGCUUUAAUUUUGUAACUUGAACAACUAUUUCUAAAAUGACAAUAUCUAAUCUAUUAACUAGUGA